This is a messenger RNA of Papaver somniferum (opium poppy), 1850 nucleotides long. Its product is annotated as lariat debranching enzyme-like. NCBI's taxonomy places the organism in Eukaryota, Viridiplantae, Streptophyta, Magnoliopsida, Ranunculales, Papaveraceae. The transcript has 10 exons. Gene Ontology annotation, molecular function: RNA lariat debranching enzyme activity. The coding region runs from base 124 to 1365 and encodes 413 amino acids. The record is from RefSeq and is a predicted model, not a curated record. Gene Ontology annotation, biological process: mRNA splicing, via spliceosome. Gene Ontology annotation, cellular component: nucleus.
CAAUUCUUACGGUACUCCAAACUCCUAAAAUUCUCCUCCAGCAAAACCUUGUCUAGAGUGAAGCUCCUUAAAGCGGAGAAAACAGCGGAAUCGAUUGUUUGAUUGAGUGAAUCAUUAGUAAAGAUGAAAAUUGCAGUGGAAGGAUGUAUGCAUGGAGAUUUAGACAAUGUCUAUGCAACUUUAUUACAUUUGGAGAAAGUUGAGAACACAAAGAUUGAUUUACUUAUCUGCUGUGGUGACUUUCAGGCUGUAAGGAAUGAGAAGGAUUUGGAGAGUUUAAACGUGAAGCCAAAAUACAAAACCAUGAAUUCAUUCUGGAAGUAUUACUCUGGUCAAGAAGUUGCUCCGUUUCCUACUAUCUUUAUUGGUGGGAAUCAUGAAGCAUCCAAUUACCUGUGGGAACUGUACUAUGGAGGGUGGACAGCGCCUAAUAUAUAUUUUUUGGGAUUUGCUGGGGUUAUAAAGUUUGGUACUGUACGUAUUGGUGGACUGUCUGGAAUUUACAAUGCACGCCAUUACCACUUAGGGCAUUACGAGAGGCCUCCUUAUAAUGAGAGUGAUAUUCGAUCUAUCUAUCAUGUGCGUGAGUACGAUGUCUACAAGCUCAUGCAAGUUGAAGAACCUAUCGAUAUUUUCCUCUCACAUGAUUGGCCUGUGGGUAUCACCGACUAUGGAGAUUGGAAGCAACUAGUUCGUUUCAAACCCUAUUUUGAGCAAGAGAUUCAGGAUAAAACCUUGGGAAGUAAAGCCGCUGCAGAUCUGAUGGAGAAAUUGAAGCCUCCUUACUGGUUUUCUGCUCAUCUGCAUUGCAAAUUUGCAGCAUCGGUCCAGCAUGGGGAGAGUGGUCCAGUUACAAAGUUUCUUGCACUUGAUAAGUGUCUCCCAGGUCGCAAAUUUUUGCAGAUUGUGGAUAUUCCAUCAGAGCCUGGACCCUAUGAGAUUCAGUAUGAUGAAGAAUGGCUUGCAAUUACAAGGAAAUUCAAUUCCAUCUUUCCUUUGACCAGAAAUACCACAUGGUUGGGGAGUGUACAGCUUGACAAGCAAGAUCGCGAGUGGGUUAAGAGUAAGCUGGCAACUAGAGGCCCGAAGCCUUUUGAUUUUGUGCAGACUGUGCCUCCCUACAAUCCCAACCACUCAAUGUCGAGGGCUUCCUGUUCUGGGCAAUCGAGAAACCCGCAAACAGCAUCUCUAUUGCAGCUUUUAGAACUUCCAUAUCUUCUUGAUGCUGCUGCAGAAUCAAAACAUAGUCCUAUGCCCUAUAGCUCAAAAAAUAUAGAUGAAGCGGCUUCUGAUGGUGAUGACGACGAUGCUGCAACUGAUGAUGUAGACGAAAUUGAACUCCCCGAAGGUGAUGUGGAUACCUAACAUGAUAUGUAAAGCUUGUUUUGGCUGAUGUUAUUCCCGAUGAUCAUAAUCUUAGAUAGGGUUGCUACUAUAGCGUGAUGUUUGGGGAGUAUUCAAUUUUUGACGGUUUACGUCCCUCUAUGAAAAGGUACUAGUGACCCUGUAUUAGCAGUUGAGUCAUUGUUCAUAUUGAAAAGGUAAUAUUCAACAAUAGGUCUAAUACAAAAGAGCUAAUGAAGAGCAUGACUCAGAUUUUUACGUGGUUGGCAUAAAGCUCACAUCCAUGGGUUAGUUUUACUGUUAUUGUUUUCAUUAUGUAGUUGUUGGAACUCCAUUAAAGAGUAAUGAAGCUCAGUGAGAAAAUAGAGAGUGUUUUUUUUUUUCUUGAUUUCAGCGAUCAAGCUCAUUUUCUAAGAUAGUUACUAUUUUGUCCUUAGCUUAAUAAGUCAGCAUCUAAGGUAUUGUUGUAUUGUAUAUCGUUGUAGCCUAGUAAGUUGCUUCGGCUU